This is a messenger RNA of Thermothelomyces thermophilus ATCC 42464, 5319 nucleotides long. Its product is annotated as DNA topoisomerase 2-like protein. Gene Ontology annotation, cellular component: nucleus. Gene Ontology annotation, molecular function: ATP binding; DNA binding; DNA topoisomerase type II (double strand cut, ATP-hydrolyzing) activity. The record is from RefSeq and is a predicted model, not a curated record. Gene Ontology annotation, biological process: sister chromatid segregation; DNA topological change; resolution of meiotic recombination intermediates. The transcript is spliced from 4 exons. Bases 1 to 5319 code for a protein of 1772 amino acids. NCBI's taxonomy places the organism in Eukaryota, Fungi, Ascomycota, Sordariomycetes, Sordariales, Chaetomiaceae.
AUGGAUUCAGACGUUGACUCCGUCUUUGGUGACUACCAAGACGAUUCAGAUGAUUACACUCCAGAGGUGAAACCCAAGGCCAAGGCGGCACCGAAAAAGAUGGCGACUACAAAACCUGGCAAGAUGGUUCAGACAACACUCACAGGCGCCAAGGCGCCCGCAAAAAAGCGGCCAAAGCCCGACAGUGAUGCCGAGGACGACAUGCCAAAGAAGAAAAAGGCGCCCGCGAAGAAGGCGAACGCCAAGCCUCUCGCAGAGAUCGAGAAUGAUAGCAUGGCGAUCGACAACAACGACGACGAUGAUGCGCCCGUCUCGAAACCGGCAGGCAAGCCUAAGUCGGCCACCGAGACAUAUCAGAAGCUUACUCAGCUCGAGCACAUCAUCAAGCGCCCAGACACAUACAUUGGCUCCGUCGAGCGCACCGACCAGAAGAUGUGGGUGUUCAACAAGACCGAGAAGUUGAUGGAAAACCGUACCAUCAGCUACGUCCCCGGUCUCUACAAGAUCUUUGACGAGAUUCUUGUCAACGCCGCAGACAACAGCCAACGCGACUCGUCAAUGACAUACCUCAAGGUUACGAUUGACCGCGAGUCGGGCGAGAUCUCUGUGGAGAACAACGGCAAGGGCAUUCCCGUGGAAAUACACGAAAAGGAACAAUGCUACAUCCCCGAACUCAUCUUUGGCCACCUCCUGACGGGUUCCAAUUACGACGACAACGAGAAGAAGACAGUCGGUGGCCGUAACGGUUAUGGUGCCAAACUCACCAACAUCUUUAGCCAGAGGUUCACCAUCGAGCUGCAGGAUUCCACCAACGGCAAGCGGUACAAGCAGACGUGGACGGACAACAUGGGCAAUAUGGAAAAGGCCAAGAUCGUCUCGAACAAGUCGUCGGACUUCGUUAAGGUCACCUUCCUGCCUGACUACAAGAGGUUCGGCAUGGAGAACGGGAUCGAUGAUGACCUUGAGGCCCUGCUCUACCGCCGUGUCUACGACAUGGCUGGCACUGUUAACUUCAAGACGUAUUGCGAGAUGUAUGCCAAGGCCAUCGCCAACGAGCGUGGCGAUGCCGCUGUCGACGGCGAGAAGCCGGCCGCGAAGGUCGAGUUUGAUCAGCAGAGGUCCAACGGUCGGCUGUGGCAGGUUGGCUUUACCGUCUCGGACGGCUCGUUCCAGCAAGUAUCGUUCGUCAACAACAUCGCCACCACGUCCGGCGGAACGCACGUCAACUACAUCGCCGACCAGAUCUGCGAGGCGCUCGGCAAGGAGCUCAACAAGAAGAAGAAGGGCCACUCCCUCAAACCUUCACACUUCCGCAACCACAUCUUCAUCUUCAUCAACUGCCUGAUCGACAACCCGGCCUUCACCUCGCAGACGAAAGAGCAGCUCACGACCAAGGUUAGUGCCUUUGGUAGCAAGUGCCAGCUCAGCGACCAGUUCCUCAAGAAGGUCAAGGCUUCGGAAGCCAUCGCGAACAUCAUGGAAUUUGCAGACAGGAAGGCGGAUAAAAUGAUGGCCAAGAGCGACGGCAACAAGCGCUCGCGCAUCAGCAACGACAAGCUCAUCGAUGCCAACUGGGCCGGCACGAAGCGCGGUCAUGAGUGCACCCUGAUCUUGACCGAAGGUGAUUCGGCCAGAGGUCUUGCUGUCGCUGGCCGUGCCGUCUUGGAUCCUGACCGCAUUGGCGUCUUCCCCCUGCGUGGUAAGAUGCUCAAUGUCCGCGAUGCCUCGCUCGACCAGAUCAUGAAGAACAAGGAAAUCGAGAACAUCAAGAAAAUUCUUGGGCUCAAGCACAAGCAAGACUACAAAGACACCCGUGGUCUCCGUUACGGCCAUUUGAUGAUCAUGGCCGAUCAGGAUCUCGACGGGAGCCACAUCAAGGGCUUGCUCAUCAACUUCCUGGAGGUGCAAUUCCCCUCGUUGCUGCGCGUCGAGGAUUUCUUCCAGGAGUUCAUCACUCCGGUAGUCAAGGUUUGGCAAGGGAACAACCCGAAGAAGCCGCAGAAUCUCAAGAUGUUCUUCAACCUGCCCCAGUAUGAGACCUGGAAGGAAGCACACAAAGCUGAGCUGCGUAGAUGGAAGUACAAGUACUUGAAGGGUCUGGGUAGUUCCUCCAACGAGGAUGCCCAGAUCUACUUCAAGGACUUGGACCGCCAUCUCAAAAAGUUCGACAUCCUGAAGCCUGAGGAGUCGCAGUUGCUCGAGCUGGCUUUCUCCAAAAAAAAGGCUGACGCUCGUAAGGAGUGGCUGGGCAAUUUCAUCCCCGGGACUUACCUCGACUCGACCAUGAGCCGGAAGACCAUUGCCGACUUCGUCCAGAAAGAGCUCAUUCUUUUCAGCAUGGCUGACAACAUGCGGUCUAUCCCCUCCAUGAUCGACGGCUUGAAGCCUGGUCAGCGUAAGGUUGUCUAUGCCGCCUUCAAGCGCAACCUCGUCAGCGACCAGAAGGUUGCCGAGUUUGCUGGUUACGUCUCGGAGGUGGCCGCCUACCAUCAUGGUGAGAUGUCACUGCAGCAGACGAUUAUCGGUCUGGCACAGACCUACGUCGGUUCCAACAACGUCAACUGCUUGGAGCCUAGCGGUAACUUUGGUUCUCGUCUCUCUGGUGGCUCAGAUGCCGCCAGCGCUCGUUACAUCCACACCCGGCUGUCGCCCUUCGCCCGGCGUGUCUUCUCUAAGCUUGACGAGCCCAAUCUGGAGAACCAGUACGACGACGGCAAGAUGAUUGAGCCCAAGGUCUACGUCCCCAUCAUCCCUAUGGUUCUGGUCAACGGCGCCGACGGUAUCGGUACCGGCUGGAGCACGCAGAUUCCCAACUAUCACCCACUUGACAUUGUCGAGAACUUGAAACGGCGAAUGGGCAGACUCGACCCUAACGAUCCGGAGGAGAAGCCGUUCAAGCCAAUGACUCCUUGGUGGCGUGGUUGGAAGGGUGUUGUCGAGCCGGAUGGCCCGAACAGGUUCAAGUUCAACGGCGUCAUCAAGCAGGACGAGCAGAAUCCGAACGAGAUUCACGUCACUGAGCUGCCCAUUCGGAUGUGGACGGAUGACUUCAAGUCCAGACUCGAAGAGAUCCUUCGCGCCGAGAAGACUCCCUCAUUCAUCAAGGACUACAGGGAGUUCAACGAUCAUCAGACUGUCCACUUCAUCAUCGAGAUGGAGGACAAGCAUCUGAAGGCAGCACUCGACGAAGGUUUGUUGGAGAAGUUCAAGCUUACCAAGACUGUUACCACUACCAACCUCGUCGCGUUCAACACCCGUGGCCAGAUUCACAAGUACGAGAGUCCGGAGGAGAUCAUGGAGGAGUUCUACCAAUACCGUUACAACAUGUACACGGAGCGGAAGAAGCACUGGCUUGGCGUCUACCAUGCCGACUACCGCAAACUCAAGAAUCAAUACCGCUUUGUUUCGGAAAUCAUUGAGAACAAGCUUGUCGUCAACAAGAAGAAGAAGGAUGUGCUUGUUCAGGAGCUUCGCGAUCGGAAGUACGAGGCUUUCCCCCCCAAGGAGGACAAGAAGGUCAAAUCCACGGACGAGGAGCUCGGCAAAGACGAUGCCGAAGACGAGGACGUCUCGAGCGAUGCGCGGGACUACGACUAUCUUCUCUCCAUGCCCAUCUGGUCGCUUACAAACGAACGUCUUGAGAAGCUCAAGAAUCAGAUCGCGGCCAAGAAGGCCGAGUAUGAUGAGCUCGAGGCCCUGAGCGAGAAGGAUCUGUGGGUCAAGGACCUGGAUGAGUUUGUCGAAGAGUGGCACACCCAGCUGAAGCUGGAUGAGGAGAUCACCACCGGUAUCCGUAGGAUGGGCCGCCGCACGUCACACAAGAUUGGUGCUGGCAAGGGCCGUCGCCCAAAGGACGAUGAUGAGUACCAGCCGGAGAAGAAGACCAAGGCCCGGGCUCCCAAGGUUGAGAAAGUCGAGACCAAGAGUCACGAGAGGUUUACCGAGAAGUUUCAGGCGGCAACCAAACCUAAGCCCAAGAACGAUCUCUCCGACGACGACUUUGCCCUUCUUGGCAAAAAUGCUGUGGUGAAGCAGGAGUCCGAGCCCUCUGCUUCACGUCCAGACACCACGAGUGGCCGCAACAAGCGGGCAGCUGCGACUAAGGCAAAGUACGCCUUGAGCGACUCUGAUGACGACGAUUUCAUGGAUCUGGACCAGCCGGAGGUCAAGGACGAGUCAGAGGUAUCCGAAGCGAAAGAAGUUGCCGAAAAGCCGGCCAAGCGGACAACAACAAAGCCAGGAGCACUCAACAUGGAUGACGAGUUCAAUGAGUCUGCUUCUGACGCAACUGCGGAGAAGCCAACCAAGCGGACCGCAACGAAGGCCAAGCCAUCGUACGUCGACGAUGACUUCGGUGAGUCCGGCUCAGAGGAGGUUGUCGAAAAGCCAGCCAAGCGGGCUGCGACAAAGGCUAAGCCCACCUCCGUGGGUAGCGAGCCUGAUCGGUCUACCUCGGAAGAGGUCGCCGAGAAGCCAGCCAAACGAGCAGCGGCCAGGAAGCGCUCGUAUGUGGACGACGACUUUGGCUCUACAGAGGACGACGACGACAACGGUGACGACAUGCUUGGCGAUGUCGGUGCAAUGGUUAAGGGCAUAGGAGCCCCCGCUACCAACAAUGGCAGACUUAGUCUGUUUUCCAUGUCGCGGCCGGAUGCAGCAGACGCGCCAAUCCCCAAGUUAAAGGCGAAGCAGUCAAGGUCCAUCCUCGACACGGACGACCACGACGACACCAACUACGAGGCUCUCGCCAUGUCCUCGCCGCGGAAGCCCACAAAGACAGACGAUCUUGACGAUUUCUUAUCCGACGACAACCUGCCGGGCGCAACCAAGCCUGCAGCCAAGAUUGCCGCCGCCGCCUCCAAAGCCAAGGCACCCCUCAGCGUGGUGCCGGCCGCAGGGGCUAAAAAGCGCGGCCGCCCGGUCGGAUCCAAGAACAAGCCCAAGGGCGACGACGCUUCUGCUCCCAAGACGACCAAAUCAGUCGCCUCUAGGCCCAAGACCUUGACCACACUUUCCCCCGCUGCGAAAGCCUACGCCGCAAAGAAGGCCAAGAGCACCAAGAAAGCCGUCAGCGACGAUGACGACGAGGACGAGCUGAUGGAGGACCCGGCCCCGGCGAGCCCCAAGCCUGCGGCGAAGAGGCCGGGGCGCGCCGCCGCGGCCAAGGCAAAGGCUAACCCCAUCUACCUGGACGACGACGACGACGAUUCCUUCGUCAGCGCUGACGAUGGUAGCGGCGGUGCCGGUGGUCGGGGACGAAGGGGCAAAGGCAAGAAGGACGAUGAUGAUGCCUUUAACAUGGACGAGGACAGCGACUGA